ACAAGCAACUCCCCUUCUUCUUCUCAAAAAUCUACAUAUAUGGAUACUGAUAUUAUACCUAAACAAGUUAGACAACUCAAAGAAACUAUCCCUCAAUCACCAAUUACAAAAACAACUACU
Messenger RNA from Cetraspora pellucida, 120 nucleotides. NCBI's taxonomy places the organism in Eukaryota, Fungi, Glomeromycota, Glomeromycetes, Diversisporales, Gigasporaceae. The record is from the annotation of a GenBank genome assembly.